AUGGAGCUCUGGGUGGAUGGCCUGGCUGGCGCUGAACAUGGCGUCCGCACAAUACAGGCCAUACGCCCACGGCUCCAUCAAUGGAGCGUACGAAAGUACGGAUCCCUCACCUUCCGGAUCACACAGGUGCUGUCCGGUCAUGGAUGUUUCGGACGGUACCUGUGCCGGAUUGGGAGGGAAGAGACAGCGUCGUGCCAUGGGUGUGGCGCUGAAGAGGACACGGCGCAGCACACCCUAGAGGUGUGCACAGCCUGGUCCAACGAGCGCCGCACCCUGGUAACGGAAAUUGGCGGUGACCUCUCGCUUCCCAGCGUUAUAGACGCCAUGUUGGGAAUAUUUUUAUUUGUACUGAAUAAAAAAGUUGGAUGGAUUGCUAAAUCUCUAACGAUGGAGCAAAAGAGGAUAAAGGAUGUUGAAAAGAUGAACAAGGAAAACUGA
This is a messenger RNA of Papilio machaon (common yellow swallowtail), 438 nucleotides long. RefSeq lists its product as uncharacterized. The record is from RefSeq and is a predicted model, not a curated record. The transcript has 2 exons. Bases 1 to 438 code for a protein of 145 amino acids. NCBI's taxonomy places the organism in Eukaryota, Metazoa, Arthropoda, Insecta, Lepidoptera, Papilionidae.